Messenger RNA from Cynara cardunculus var. scolymus (artichoke), 1140 nucleotides. RefSeq lists its product as uncharacterized. The record is from RefSeq and is a predicted model, not a curated record. Lineage: Eukaryota; Viridiplantae; Streptophyta; Magnoliopsida; Asterales; Asteraceae. The transcript has 3 exons. The coding region runs from base 1 to 1086 and encodes 361 amino acids.
AUGCCUGAUAAUACUUCAGCACUGAGCGGAUAUGCGUACACCCAAGAGCUAUUAACUGGACCUAGUACGCAAUGUCAAGAGUUGAUGCGCCUCUCACGUGAAGCGUAUAUACUGUUAUGCAAUCAUUUUAGACAAAGAAAUUGGGUGAAAGAUAGUAGAUAUGUUAGUGUAGAAGAGAAAAUGGCAAUGUUUUUGAUGAUGAUCGGCCAUAACGAGCGUUACAGAGUAAUUAAACGUAGAUUUCAACGCUCCACAAGAACUGUUCAUGUUUGUUUCCAUGAAGUUUUACUGGGUAUGAUGGAAUUCGCAAGAGAAAUAGUGGUGCCAACAACUUCUGAUACAACUUCAAAUACGUCGAGUCAUCAAAGACGUUUGAGAGAAAUAUUUCCGGGUGCAAUAGGUGCUCUAGAUGGUACCCUUAUACAUGCAAUUGUGCCGGCUAGUCAUCAAACUGCUUACAGGGGAAGAGGAGGCGGUCGAUGCUAUCAAAAUGUUCUAGGAAUUUGUGAUUUCAACAUGAUAUUCACUUUUGUUUGGGCUGGAUGGGAAGGCAUAGCGCAUGAUUCUAGAAUACUUAGGGAAGUUGCUUUUAACCCAAGAUCCGGUUUUCCCUUUCCACCACAAGAUAAAUAUUAUCUUUGUGAUGCUGCGUACGCCAAUGCUCGUGGAUUUUUGGCUCCAUAUCGUAACACAAGGUAUUGGUUGGCAGAUUUUCGACGUCGACGCGCUUUGACGAAAGAAGAAAGGUUUAAUCAUGCACAUGCCCAACUCAGAAAUGUUAUUGAACGUGCUUACGGUGUCUUGAAAGCGAGAUUUCCGAUCUUAAAGCAGAUGGCUCCCUUUCCAUUUACAACACAAAGAAAUGUGGUAAUUGCUUGCUUUGCGAUACAUAAUUUCAUCAGAAAAUAUAAUAUUCAAGACCAGUUGUUUAUGGAGUGCAAUGAGGAUAGUAUAUUUAACAACGAAGAAGAAGUCGAAGGAAAUGGAGAAGAAGAAUUGGACAUUUCACAAUGGGGUGCUAAUAGCACUCAAUAUAUGGCUACUUUGAGAGAUGAAAUUGCAAAUAGUUUGGUCAAUAAUGUUUGAACUUGGAUUUUUGUGUUUCAACUUGUAUUUGAACUUGGCUACUUUGUGUUUGAA